GAUGUCUGGUGCAAAUUGCAUGAACUUUGGUGUCGCAACUGAAAGACUAUAUGCGAGGGAAAAUUCCUUUCUAUUUUUAAUACACGAGUUAUAAAUCACUUUUGAAACAUGAUGCGUUCUCCAACGAGAUGAUACUGCAAUUUUGUUUGCACUUAAACAUCACCAAACUAGGGGAAAUAACUGCUUUCAUAAUUAAAGAAAUGGAGGAUGAGAGGAAUACAAAUCGUGAUAGUAGAGUACGUUUUGCCUAUAAAUUAUUCAUAUUUGUUCCGUAUCAUGAGAAACGUAUCAUGAGAAACCCCGUCGCUCUUCAUUUUUGAUAUAGGGAGACAAUAGUUUCAAUUAAGUUUAGUCAACAACCGUUAAUAUGGAAUUGGACUCUACUCACGAUAACGCAGACACAAGGUAAAGUGGAUUUGUGCUAUACUGACUGUUUUAAAGAUUUUCAUACUCUUUUAUAGAGUGAGAGAAAUGGUAAUUGAUUGUAAAACAUGGCAACCAUUGUAACUGCUGAAGUUGUCGUCACUGGACGCCUGAAUCAACUAACUUUGGGAGAGGUAUUUCGCACGAUUUCUCCGCGUUUUUUAAUUAGACUUAUAAAUCGUAAACUGGUGGAUGGUUAUAGCCCUUAAAGUUAAAAUGUCGAAAAGCCUCUAAACUGACGAAGCUUAAAACGUUAUUUGAAAGCACGCACAAUUUAAGUGAAAGGAAUGUUAAGGUUCAGGCUAAGUUCAUGUUGAACAAGUUUUAUGUCGCUUCCCUGUUAGUAAAUGGUUCUGUCCACACUACGGGAGGGACACCUGUACGAUUCACUUCAAAUGCUGCCCUGAAAGCGACCGUUAUCCCUGCCACAAAUGUCAUAACCAGUUUAUGGCUGCACAAGAGGAGGAGCGCGCGAAAGAACAACAGGAAAAUAAACCGUUUAUGCGGGUAGAGAACUCCAACAAUGAAGAGGUUGAAGAGGUUUUCGAGCAGACAACAGAGAGCACGGGAUUAAGUGCGAGUUUGGCGACUGCGGCUUCCCCAGCGGAGGAUUGCACGAGAAAACAGGAGGAAAGUAAACCGUUACCAGAGGCUUCCGAAGCUGACGAAGGCCUCGGGAGGACGGGCGACGGCGCGGACGCCGGUGACAAUUCGGCAGAUGUAGCUGCACAAGUGGAGAAGCGUGGGAGCGAAGGAGGGGGAAAUCAGAAGACAUUGCACGAGCGCCUUGAAAUUGGCAACGACGAGAGCUUGACAAAAAAAUCUGGGGGGCCUCAAGGUAAGUAUUAUCUUAAACGUUCCCUGUACAUUAAAUAUUUAAGAAUGUAAAAUGUUCAAAAAGAGAGGAACUGGACCCAGGAAAAAUCAUAAACAUCUAGGUCUUGAAUAUGUGACCAUUCAAACAGAGGAAGCCAAAUAGAAUCGACAAAUAAUUUCCCAGAUUUCAAUGAAACUCAUUGAAAUAGAGAUUUACAUGACAUCCAGAUUGUUUACCACAGGUCUCUCACUUGUGAAAAUGUGUUUGUAAUCGUAGGUGAAUAGUGAACUCUAAAAUGGUUGAUGGUAGAUACCUUUGCUUCUUCCUCAUAACGGUUUAUCGUAUAAAAUUGUAACGAGAUCUCUACUACAAAAAUUCAGAUUUUCCAGAUUGUCCAGCAACCAAAAAUGGAACUCACAGAGCCUCUAGCGUGGGACCUUUUAGUGAGGCAAUGGAGUCAACGUGCUUAGUAAAUAUUGAUGAAAAUAUUGCCUCAGAGACGAUUAAUGGAAAAGCUGUUCCACAAAAUAGUCAAAGUUGGACUUCGAAACUUAAAGAUGCAGAGUCUCCGCACCCCAAAGUGACAGCGCUGGAUGGAACUGAUAUCAAAUGUACCACCUGCGGUUUGAUACAAAUGGUAUUACUCCAGCAAUAGAAUUGGAACAACAACGAAAACAGUGACGAAAAAAGUAGCAAAUUAGCAACAAAUGCCAGACUGUUUAAAGUCUUUUCGGCCAUGUUUCUACCUUUAAACUCAAGGGUUUCUUUUGAUUAGAGUGCCUGCUUCACGGUUUUGAGUGAGAAGCAGACGCACAUGUAUCGAGAUUUUCAGUCAUGAUGUUUGUUUUCUGUUGUAGAUCUCCAAGAACUGUGAGAAAUGUAAGAAGUCUUUUGCUGACUAUUAUUGCAGCAAAUGCCAACUUCUGAUUAGUAACCAGGUGGAUCCUUACCACUGCGAUGAGUGCAAAACUUGCAGGUAAUUUAAGUUUAAAACUUGCAACUAAUUUAUUUACAUCACCGCUCAAAGCAAGAAGUUACUGCGGUGUUGGUUGGGACUCAAUGCUCCAUUCAGACUUCUUUGCAAUUCAUUGCAUUUCAUGUUCCUGUCACUUUUGCUCCAAUUUUGGACUUUAUUUUCAACCAUGCUUUUAGUCUUCUCUCCGAGUUGUGGUGCUAUUAUACUCAAAGCACCUAAACGUCUUAAUAUUAGGGUUCUACUUCACGUAUUGUAUCAUUCGAAAAUCGAAGAAGUUCUCUUAUUAAAAGCUAAUCAUUGAACGCUUCUUGAAGGGCGGACGAGAAAAAUCAUUUUCAUUGUUCCACGUGCAACAUAUGUAUGGCGAAAACUCUGAAGGAUAACCAUCAAUGUUUUCCCGACCGAGGUCACGAUCCAUGCGCAAUUUGUUUGGAGGUCAGUGAUUUUGUAAGCUUAUAUUGAAAAGACUAGUUCUUCUAGGUGUUUUAUCUAUUUCUAUCGCAGAUCCAUCCACAUUAAGUGGAUGCAUCGGUUGAUGCUCAAAUAGUAGCGAGUAUGAUCGGGAAGCUCUUUAUUUUCGAUAGAAAUAUAAACUUCCAAACGAUAUAGCAAUUAAGCUAUGUGUACAUACAUUUUAACUGAACUGGUUACUUAAAAAUGUAAUUUGCACCAAAGAAAGUAAUCGUAAAGUGGCAGGUAAGAAAUGAUACGGAACACCACCAACUUACCAUAGCUGAACACUUAGUACAACGACAAGGUCAUUUUUCAGAGGGAUUAAUAUUGCUCUGUUUUCUUCAGGAGGUAUUUUCCGGAGCAAUCAUUUUCCCGUGCUUUCAUAUGGUCCACAAAGACUGUGCAAUAAGUCUUGUGAAAUCUGGAAGGUAAUAUAUCUUUUAAAAUUUCUCUAAGAUGUGUUUUCCAGUUUAUUGUGUCUGCGUCUAGGAUAUUAGAUUUUGAAAGAUGUAUUUAAAGCGCAUAGAAUGUUACCCUUAUUUUUUACGAGGUUUAAGGGGAAGCAAAGUACCUUGUUGUCAUCAUAAAUUUUGUCUGUGAAACCAAGGCCAUCCUGAAAAUCGUGAGUCUAAACUGAACUUACUAAAGAGCCCAAUAUUUGGUGUGCAGGAAAAAAAAAAGCACAAUUUCUGGAAAAAAAUGCAUAUAGGUAAAAAAUAAACAAAACAAUAGACGGGGAAGAACUAUUCGAUUUUUUUGUUGCAAGUGCUAUUGCUAUACAUAUUUAUAUUCUUCAUGUAUUUUAUCUUUACCAUGAUUUCAUUAGUGUUAGGUGCCCGAUGUGCCGCAGACCUAUUUUCCAAGAACGUAAGGAUAAUGAAGAAACGGAGCCUGCCUCAUCCUACACCUCGUUUCAAUGGAUCCGUUCGAGGUUUUCAUUUGGCUUAUUAUUCAUAUUUCGGUUUAUUUUUGAGACCUUUUCACGGCCAUCCCCUACAAUUGGAUAGUGAAGAGUCUGAUCCACCUAGGCCGACGUUUUGACUGUCUAAGUGGAAGUCAGAACCCGUGAAAGAGGCUCUUUAUUUUGUGGAUCUCACCUUUCCUAUGAAAAGGAUUACACGCGAGACUUAGGUGACUUGCGCAAGUCAGUUUUUCACUGAUUAUGUGAAUUAUAGUUGAGUUGACAUGGUUGUCUCAUGUGAAUUCUGAUUAUUAAGCGUCGCAAAAAAGCGUGGUAACAAAUUUACGCACUGAAUUGAUAUCGUCUCUACCGUUUUAUCACGAAUUAAUAGCUAUUUACGUCUAUAACACCUCGUCAUCCUUAUCAAGUUGGUCAUAGGGUCUGACUCAAUUGACUGAAAAAAAAAACUGUUAGAUGACCGGUCUAUAUUACUCAAAUUUCCACUCGGCCUGGGAAUCAGAGAGAGGUUUUUAUAAGGAGCCUUUCAUUAGGAAGUAACUGGUAUUAACGAAGUAGUCGAAAGGAGGUGCUUUACAUUGCGCAUUUCUAAUUGGAUACAGCGGUUUCCUGAGGAGUGCAUUGAUUUUGUUUUAAGUAAACAUAGUGUGUUGUCAAUUGAGGGCCAUUUGGCAAAUAUAUCAGAUUAUAUACAAAAGCGAUGUGGUUCCUUUUUCAUUUUUGUCUCUUCGAGGUACGGGUAGUGAAUCAAUUGACCGAUUGAAGAGCUAGUUGACCAGCCCAUCAGUUUUUCAGUAGGCUUUGAGGAACCACAGCUGCGUGAUCUCCAUUGACUUUAAAUCGAAUAAAUUAAGACAGUUGCCUCGAUCCUUUUGUGAUGAUUUUAAUCAAUCGAUACCC
Messenger RNA from Pocillopora meandrina, 4488 nucleotides. Lineage: Eukaryota; Metazoa; Cnidaria; Anthozoa; Scleractinia; Pocilloporidae. The record is from the annotation of a GenBank genome assembly.